CAGGUAGAUUUUCUUCGUCUCGGUGGAAAAGAUGUUCUAAAGAACAUACAGGCCCAAUUAAAUGGAACGUACCGGUAUUCCUUGGGCAAACGUAUAAAAGUUACCAUCCUGGGAAAUGACUGCGAUGGAAUUGCAGGGUGUUUCCAUGCAGAGCUGGCAAAGCAACUGGCCAAAUUUACCCAGACAGGUGUAGAAGUCAGUUUACUUGUUCCAGAAAGUGCACUGAUUUAUGAUUGGGAUAAAAGGAGACUAGAAGCAAACGGAGUUACCAUUGUCAAAGCUAAGAAGCGACCAUGCUUUCCUGACCCCGUUGAUUGGUUGUAUUAUCCACCAGAAAAACUCAAAUCGGGCAUUGUAAUAGGAAUUGGUGCACGACUUGGUAAGAUUGCACAGCACUGGAAAGAGCGAUAUCAAUGCAAGAAGAUAUAUGUCGAUCAAGGCAAUGAGUGGCUGCUCAGUGCUGAUGAAUUUGUGGAAACUUAUUUUGAAGAUUUAGAAGGUUACAGAAAGGAACUUUGCACAGCUGCUAACAUUCCUGUUGCUAUAGGACCCAAGACAACUGAUGACCUGUCUGCUUCUCUUCGCUCAGAAGGAAAACAAGUGUUUGAUCUCACUCCUGGAAUCAUCAGUGAAUUUAGUAACUUGAAUCAUGCCACCAAUGAUGGACGAAACUGUCGUGUCCUACUUUUAGGUGGGGAUAAUCCUGACAAUUUUUUUAAAGAUGGGCUCAAAACGGCUGCCGAUGCAGUGGCAGAGUUAAAGAACAAUUCCUAUCAUCUUAUUUAUGUUGGUGCUGGGAAAGAAACAGAGCAGCAAUUUAAGGAUCUUUUUCAUAAGUGUGGUGUUUCUAAAAGCCAGCUUAGGAUAAGGAACCUUCCAAAAACUGAAGACGAGUGGAAAAAGCUGUUCUUAGAGGUGGACCUUGCCAUCAUGCCAUCUGGUGACAAGGAAUUUGGUUUGGAGGCACUUCUUGCCUUAUCUGCUGGGCUUCCUGUGCUUGUCCAUGGGGAAUCAGGAUUUGGUGAGGCUCUCAGGGAUGUCACAUUUGGAACAUCAGCCAUUGUGGAUUCUGAUGAUGCCAGAGAGUGGGCUUUAAGAAUCAAAACCAUCAGAGAAACGGACAGGAAGACCAGACUUGAGCAAGCAGCAAUGUUGCGUUCAAACUACGAUAAGAAGUACAGCUGGGAGAAGCAGCUCACACCUUUGGUUGCAAUGAUGUUCAUGAUGGUUUCUGGUAUGAUAUUCAUUCCUUUUUUACUUUGCAUUUAAUAAUACAUGUACAUGUACUCAGCUAAAUUUUAUUUACUUCUUUUUUUAAUUUUAAUAUUGUUAUUAAUAAUUAUUAGCAUAAUAAUUAUGAUAUUAGAGAGAUUUAGAGUCACGCUUACAGCAAACGGCAAAUGUUCAGAUUCAAGUUGCGAAUUUCUGAUCAAAAUAGAAAAAAGCAGAUAAAAACAGCUUAGAACCAUUCUAAUAUAAAAAUGGCAUGAAACUGCUAGCCUUUGUGUGAGGUAAUAAUAUACAGUAAACAACAGAUAAAGGGAAAAGUUGGUCAUGUGGUGCAAAUUCAUGUUUGCUGUUUGCCGUAAAUGAUUUCUACAAAAGAUUUCAAAAGUAUUAAAAGUAGCAGAAUAUCUAAGGAAGAAAAGGUGUGGAAUAUCUUUUAUCCUCAUAAAUUUUACUUAGUAGCAGGGCUGUCAAAAAGUUUUUAAGUAGCAGGGUGAUAAUGAAUAGUAGGCGGCUUUGGAACUCGCACAAAAGUCACAAGCUUUUUGAGGGCCGGGGCAUCUAGAGACAUUUUGAAAAUUAGAGACUCGGAAAUGGCAUUUCCAGGGCUUUUCUUUUUGUAUUUUCCACUGUGGACGCCAUGUUGUUUCGUCUGAUUACACACAAGAUGCAAGACUGGGAGGAACAAUGCGGUCGAAAUGUCCCAGGCAUUCCAUGACAUUGUACGGUUCGAACGUUUCACAGAUCUAAACCUAAAUAUGUGUUCAAAUUCAUUCAAAACUGGGAAAUGGAUGCUUUACAAUAGAUCUUAUUCGAUGGUGCUUAUUUUUUGUCAGCAGUUAAGGUAGAAGAAGAUGAAAGUAGCCAGCUAAGGAUGGCUAACUAGCUGGCGGUUUUGGCCGGCUACCGGCCCUUAUUGACAGCCCUGUAGUAGGUACUCUUAACCACCCUGUAGCUGUAGAAUUAAAAGUUUUACAAACUUAGGGAAAGUACAACCUGCAGCUAGGUGCUUUUGCUCCCCAAAAAGGGUCAAUAACAGAAUUUUGAUGAUGAAGGAAACCAGCCUGGGGAGACUUUUUGCUAUGAAAAGUCCUUAAGGAAGUCCUAAUAGCGCUCCUGCAAGGACAGAUAAAAUUAUGUCUUUCCCAGCAUUGGUUUAAUUCUUAUGUCUCCUUAGUCCCCGUAAUACAUGUAGAUUUUAAUGACAAAAGCAGGAAAUCACAUCUGCAGUGUUGCUGGUUAUGGAAGUUUUUUUACAUAUAAAAUUAAAUGAAAAUUGAAGAGUUUUUAUAUUUAUUUGUUAUUAAUUUUUUGUACUUUGAAGCCAGAUUAUGAAGUCUCUCUAGGUUUGUAAGUCCAUUAUAUUCUCACAUUGGCAUUCCCCAGUUACAAAGAGGUUGAUUAUAUUCAAUUUGUAAAAUUCACAUUUAACUUUUUUCACCUUGCUCUUAUGUAGAGGACACUCAUUUUGACUCUCAACUUCUUUAUUUUUGCAGCAACUAUUUUUGCUUUGAAGCGAAAUCUUUUAAGAAAAAAAAUUAAAUUUGCAUUAUGACCCUUGUUUGCCACUGUAAUUAUAUCCAUACAUUGCAGCAUUUGCCUGGGUUAAUCUAGUUUAAAUGAUUUGGUUAUCAAUUAAUUCAUGAAUGUAAAACUUUUUUACCUUGGUCUUAUGUAGAGGACACUCCUGAUGACUCUCAAACUGUAGUGAAAGAUGUGUCCAGCUUCCCUGUCAAGCAAACAGGUGGAAAAGGCAUCAAACGUAGACGAAUCAGUUGCUGAUCAACAGCAAGGUAAUUUUUUAUUACCAUACACCUUUUGUUCAGGAGUCCAGGAAUACGAUUUGGAACAGGAACUGCAUCUAGUUUCUCACACAUCUUAGGAAGUGACCCUUACAUUGUACAUGUACAGGUGUAGGUGAUGAUUUAGGUGCUGCAGAAGAGCAGCAUUUGAAUCAGUUUGCUUCACCAGUUAAAAGAAAAAAUAGUAAUGAUAAUAAAUAAAUAUUAAUAUUAAUAUUUUUCGGUUAUUUUGAUAAUUUUCUAGCCUAUUAAAGUAUCACACUUGCAUUUAGGUUACUGCACUACCGUUUUUAAUCUUCCUUAUUUUUAAAUGUUAAGUGUAUUUAAAUUUAUGCAUUUUUCUCAUUUUUCAGCUGAAGAAAGAAAGUCCACAGGCUUCAUCUUUAUUUCUUACUGGAGACAUGUCAACACUCAGUGUAGUGUACAUGCAUUUUACGGUUAUUAUUAUACACCAUCAGCUUAAUUAA
Messenger RNA from Porites lobata, 3496 nucleotides. Lineage: Eukaryota; Metazoa; Cnidaria; Anthozoa; Scleractinia; Poritidae. The record is from the annotation of a GenBank genome assembly.